GUUGGCAGUCAUGUUUCAGGAAACGAGUCGAAUAGCGCGAAGCUUAUUGUAUAGGGACCGGAUACCGGAUGGACGCAGAAUUGAGUGUUGAGUAGAGUAUAGAGUGUGAUAUAUACACGUUCACGAGUAGAUCUCUGAUACUUGCGAGUGAUAAUGAUCGUCGACACGAACGAGUGAUUCGUGAAUUAUCGUUGUAUCUUAUCGUCCAUCAAGGACGAUUGCCGUUCCUCUUGCCUGUGAUAUGCCAAUAAUUAGCAUUCGCAGCCCCGCGAAUGAACGUCCCGCGGUCUUAGAGUCGACCGACGCUACGCAACGAACAGCGCAUCCUCGUCGUCGAGGCGCAGUCAUUGAAGAUAUCUGAAAGUACAGAGCAUCAAGAUGAGUACAGCUUUGGAAAAUGGAGCUGGUGACCGUAAAGCGGCUCCCAAGCAAAAAACCAUUGAGGGUAUUUAUCAAAAGAAAUCACAGUUGGAACACAUUUUAUUGCGUCCGGAUACCUAUAUUGGAUCUGUGGAACCAGUAGUGGAAAUGAUGUGGAUCUUUGAGAAAGAAAAAGAUAUGAUGGUUCAAAAGGAUAUUAAGUAUGUUCCUGGAUUAUACAAAAUUUUUGAUGAAAUUCUAGUAAAUGCUGCUGAUAACAAGCAGCGUGACCCAAAGAUGGACAUGAUCAAAAUUGAUAUUGAUUCUGAAAACAACACUAUUUCCGUGUGGAAUAAUGGAAAAGGUAUUCCUGUAGUAAUACACAAAGAGGAGAAUAUGUAUGUACCUACCAUGAUAUUUGGCCAUCUUUUGACAUCAUCAAAUUAUGAUGAUGAAGAGGAAAAGGUGACUGGUGGCAGAAAUGGUUAUGGCGCCAAGUUGUGUAAUAUUUUUAGUCAUCGUUUUACCGUUGAGACAGCUUCAAAAGAAUACAAGAAAUGUUUAAAGCAAACAUGGGGCAAUAAUAUGGGAAAAGCUAGCGAACCUAGGAUUAAAGAAUAUCAUGGGGAUGAUUUCACUAAGGUCACAUUUUCACCAGACUUGACAAAGUUUAAAAUGCAAUCUCUUGAUAAUGAUAUUGUAGCUCUUAUGUCUAGAAGAGCAUACGAUGUAGCUGCAUCCAGCAAGGGCGUCAAGGUUUAUUUGAAUGGAAGCCGUAUUCCAGUAAAGAAUUUUAAGGAUUAUGUUGAUUUUUACAUUAAAGGAAAAGAGGAUGAUAUUGGUAAUCCGUUGAAAGUUGUAUACGAGAAUUGUGGUCCACGCUGGGAAGUUGCUUGCACUUUAUCUGACAAAGGAUUUCAGCAAAUGUCAUUUGUAAAUAGUAUCGCAACAACGAAGGGUGGCAGACACGUCGAUCACGUCACCGAGUUAAUUGUCAAACAAUUGAUAGAAACAUUAAAAAAGAAAAAUAAGGCUGGUGUAGCUAUUAAACCGUUUCAAAUCAAGAAUCACAUGUGGAUCUUUGUCAAUUGUCUCAUCAACAAUCCUACAUUUGACUCGCAAACUAAGGAGAAUAUGACUCUACAGGCGAAAAGUUUUGGCUCCAAAUGCACGCUCACCGAUAAGUUCAUCGCUUCGAUCACGAAAAUCGGAGUCGUGGAAGCAGUACUAAGCUGGGCGAAGUUUAAAGCUGAUAGUCAGCUUGAGAAAUUGGGUCCUAAGUCAAAGCAAAGAAAACUUCAUGGUAUACCAAAAUUAGAGGACGCCAACGAUGCAGGAACUGCAAAGUCAUUAGAAUGCACUCUUAUAUUAACUGAGGGAGAUUCAGCCAAAACAAUGGCUGUAUCUGGUAUCGCUUCCAUAGGCAGAGAUAAAUAUGGCAUAUUUCCAUUAAGAGGCAAAAUGUUAAACGUAAGGGAAGCUACUCAUAAACAAAUCUUGGAAAAUGCUGAGAUCAACAAUUUGAUUAAAAUUCUUGGUCUUCAAUAUAAAAAAAAAUACGAGACUCGAGAUGAUUUAAAAACAUUGCGCUAUGGAAAAAUGAUGAUUAUGACAGAUCAGGAUCAGGAUGGUUCACAUAUCAAAGGUCUCUUGAUUAAUUUUAUCCAUCAUAACUGGCCGUCAUUGUUGAAAUUAAAUUUUGUCGAAGAGUUCAUCACGCCUAUUGUGAAGGCUACUAAGGGUAGCCAAUCUUUAUCUUUUUUCUCGUUGCCAGAAUUUGAGGCAUGGAAAAAAGAGACAGAAAAUUUUCACACAUAUAAAAUCAAAUACUACAAAGGUUUGGGUACUUCCACCGCCAAAGAGGCAAAGGAGUACUUUGAAAAUAUGGCUAGACACAGAAUACGCUUUCGAUACGACGGCGACAAAGACGAUCAAAACAUCAUCAUGGCAUUUAGUAAGAAAUGCGUUGAUCAACGUAAGGAUUGGCUGAUGAACCAUAUGAACGAGACGAAGAGACGAAAGGAAAUCGGCCUCGGUGAACGUUACCUUUAUGAAAAGGAUACACGCACUGUCUCCUUUUCAGAUUUUAUCAAUGUCGAACUAGUGUUGUACAGUAAUUACGAUAACGUAAGAUCCAUACCGAAUAUGAUUGACGGCUUUAAGCCGGGCCAGAGGAAAGUGAUGUUUACUUGUUUAAAACGUAAUGAUAAACGUGAGGUAAAAGUGGCGCAAUUGGCGGGCUCGGUCGCCGAGCACUCAGCUUAUCACCACGGCGAGACAUCCUUGAUGGCGACUAUAAUUAAUCUUGCUCAGAAUUUUGUCGGUAGCAACAAUAUUAAUCUUCUACAACCUAUUGGUCAAUUCGGUACAAGACUCACCGGAGGAAAGGACGCCGCCAGUCCGAGAUAUAUUUUCACAAUGCUUAGCCCACUAGCAAGGUUCAUAUUUCACAAACAUGACGACGCCCUAUUAAAACACGAAUACGAUGAUAAUCAAAAGAUUGAACCUGUUUUUUACGUGCCUGUUAUCCCUAUGAUAUUGAUAAAUGGCGCCGACGGUAUCGGUACCGGAUGGAUGACAAAGAUUCCGAACUACAAUCCUCGUGAAAUCAUCGAAAAUCUACAUAGGAUGAUGGACGGCGCGGAUCCCAAACCUAUGUCACCGUACUACAAAAAUUUCAAAGGCGUCGUGGAGAGUUGUGGCGAUUAUCGCUACGUUAUAAGUGGAGAAAUAUCAGUAAUUGGACCAGAUAAGCUGGAAAUCACUGAACUUCCUAUUGGUACAUGGACACAAACAUAUAAAGAAACUGUGUUAGAGCCCAUGUUACAUGGAACUGAUAAAAUACCGGCUGUCAUCACGGAUUACAAAGAGUACAAUACAGAUACGGCUGUACACUUCAUAAUAAUUUUAAAUCGUGAUAAAUUAUUGGAGCUAGAAAAAGAGGGUCUUCAUAAAGCAUUUAAACUCCAGACAACUAUGACAAUAACAUCUAUGUGCGCUUUCGAUGAAAAUCAAUGUUUAAACAAAUACGAAAAUGCGAUACAGAUAUUAAAAGUGUUUUAUAAAGUACGUCUGGAGAUGUAUCACAAGAGGAAAGAUUAUCUAGAAGGGAUUUUAAAAGCGGAAUCAGCCAAGCUGUCAAAUCAGGCUCGCUUUAUUCUCGAAAAGUGCGAUGGCACUUUAGUGAUAGAGAAUAAGAAGAAAAAGGAUAUGAUAGCAGAAUUGAUCAGACGCAAUUACGAUUCGGAUCCGGUCAUAGUUUGGAAACUAUCACAAAAUAGGGAACAAGUAUUGGAAGAAGCAGCAGGAAAUGAUGACGAUGACGAGAGUGCUCCAACUGCAACCGCGAUAGAAAAAGAGAAUUUUGAUUACCUUCUCGGAAUGACUAUGUGGAGUCUGACGAAGGAGAAAAAGGAUGAUCUAUUGCGACAACGGGAUGAAAAGAUAGGAGAGUUAGAGAGACUGCAAGCCCGCUCCCCAAUGUCUUUGUGGAAAGAAGAUCUGGACAAUUUGUUGGCCGAAUUAAAUAAGUUAGAAGAAAAAGAGCAGAAAGAAGACAGUAAAUCGAAACGAAACGAUAAAAAACCGCCUUCGAAGUUCUAUAAAAAUGAAGAUACUCGUCGCAUAGUUCCCGUCAUUGAUGUUGAAUUGAAGAAAAAGAUAGAAAAGGCGGAGAUUGUAUCGAAGGAUAGGAAGGAAGGCAUAAUAAAGAAAUCGAGGACGAAGAAAGAGCCAAUCUCUGUGGAGGAGAAAAACGAAUUUGAUGUGUUAGCUGAUUCAGAUUUCAAACCCCUCGAUCAUAGGGUUGGACUUUCUCCCGAGAAGUUAGAAAAGAAAGCAGCUGCAAAAAAAGGUUUGAAGCAAUCCACGUUGCAAUUCAAGCCGAUCAAAAAAGGAGCGAAGAAGAAGGACAAGGACUCUGACGAUAGUGACGACAUUGAUUUCGGUAGUAUUUCGCCACUCCCACAACGAUCAUCUCGCAGAGCUACAGCCAAGAAGAAUGUUUAUAAUUACAAGGAUAUGAACAGUGAUGAUUCGGAUGAUGACAAUCGCGAUAUGUUCAAUCCCUCUUCCGACUCCGAACAAGUAUCCAAUAAGAAAGAUUCUGUUGUGACACUAAGCGAUUCCGACGACAAUUUUAAACCAAGCAAGAAACCGCCCCAACCAACACCAACUUCGGAAGAACUAUUCGAUUCGUUAGUCGGCAAUUCUUCUCUGGAGAAUCAACAAAAACCUAAUAUAUCCUCAUCCGGGGAAGAUUCUCCUAUAAAGUUUACACCACCUAAAAAGGCACCUGCUAAGAAGAAAACCGAGAACGACAAAGGAAUGAAGAGGAAGGCGAAGAAAAAAUCAAAAUCAUCUGACGAUUCCGACACGGACGAGAUAUUUACUAAGCAAACUCAGACGAAGAAGAAAAAGAAGAAAUUCGAUUCCGAUGAAGAUGUAGUAAUGGAUGAUUCGCAAUUACUGCCGCCACGCAAGAUAGUUGGUCGAGUUCGAAAGCCUGUAUCUUACGCGGUCAAAUCAGACGAUGAAGACUCAGAUUGAACGUUGUCUUGUUCACGCCUUGCCGAAAACGAGUGUGAUUAACUAAAACAUAGUUUAAACCGUAAAUUAAAGCAAGGCGGAUGGGAUCGUUAUGAAGAGACAAGUUUCAUCACACAAUUUUAGAAAGAUUUUAACUUCACUAAGAAUGUCGAUCUUGACACUAGUAAUAAUUUUACGAGGAAUUUGACGUACUAGAAUCUGCCAAACGCGUAUUAAAAAUGUGUUUGUCGAAGUAUUUAAUCGAAUUAUAACUCGGAAGAUUUACUCAAGCGACAUUCAAAUUGAGGUGUUCUUUUUGGAAAACACUUCGCAAUCUUGUAUAUAUAAGUUUACUACUCGAAUAUGCAUAGUGUAAAUGCGAAAAGAGUUUCGCGAAACUAAUAAACGCUGUGGACGGCGCUACAGGACGUAUGGGUGUAACCAAAAUAUUCACAUGAAUCUCAUCGCGUGAUUUGAAUCCUUUCCAAAAAGUUUGUUUAUUAACGAAGAUUGUAUAUUGUAUUAUAUUUAUGAUAUAUCGAUCAAUUCACAUGUUUAGAUUUUUUUUUUUUUUUUUAACCUAUGAAAAAUUACGUGACUCUUAUCUUGCGAAGAGAACGUCCAGCACUGUCUGCGCUAGAUAGAUUAAUUAGCACCGCGCAUUGCGAAGGGAGUGGACUUUUCUAAAAAUCACGAUUGCACAAUCGUGUUACACUCCUCGUCAUCAGAAAUCUCAUUUGUCUUCGGUAAAACUUGGAUAAAAAAGAGACGUAUACUGAUCCCGGAAAAUGUUUUAUAAAAAAUGAAAAGAAAGAAAAAUAUGAAAUAUACACAAUUUUUAAAUAUAUUUUUACAUACGCGUCACAAUAUGGUUUUUUUCAGGUUAUCUAAAAGACUAAAGAAAAUUAUAUAUACACAGCGGUAAAUGUCUAUUAUACAUAUAUACAUAGAACGGAUCUUACGGCUAAUGCGGCGCUCAAAUAUCGGUUAAGCGAAAACUGUCGGACGUUUUAUUUUUAACUUUAUACUGACCACACGUAGAAUAAAAUAAGUUUACUUCGUGCUUGUUUUUUAAUGUAGGUAACAAAUAAAUUUGUAGAUUUUAAAAUGCUGAGCGCGAGAGUCCACACGGUGUAACAAGAAUAGAGAAUCGUAAUUGAAACUACAGUCAGGAAACAAAUUGACAUGAAAAAUCGAUAGCUAUAAUUAAUUUCCCUGAUAUAAUUAGGUUUCUCCUCCUUUCUCUGUCUUGUGUACAAUUGAUAUAUUUUUCGCAAUUAUAUAAUUCACAUAUGAAAUUAAGGAAUAAUUGACUUUCACGGUUAUUGGUGUUCAUUAAAAUUCAAUUUCUGACUGUACAUACAUCUACUAGUUAUAUGUAAUCGUUCAUUCGUAGAAUAAGAACAAAAAGAAUUAAUAAUUGCAAUUAGCGCGGCGAUUUUGCACUUGAUAUUAAUUAAGUAUCUUAAAAGAUCCGAUUAUAAAAAUUUCAAAACCACUGGACUAUAUCCCUCGCGCGCGCGUGCGUUCUCAGUCCAAUCAAUACUUUGUAUAUCUUCAGCAAUUUUCAUUUUUAUAUAAUUCGCAUACAUGAAAUAGAUAUAUACAUAUAUCAAUAAAAUGUUUUAUCUUUUUAGACUCGGUAA
Messenger RNA from Cataglyphis hispanica, 6533 nucleotides. It is a transcript of the gene Top2, whose product is annotated as DNA topoisomerase 2. Lineage: Eukaryota; Metazoa; Arthropoda; Insecta; Hymenoptera; Formicidae. Gene Ontology annotation, molecular function: DNA topoisomerase type II (double strand cut, ATP-hydrolyzing) activity; ATP binding; DNA binding. Bases 379 to 4908 code for a protein of 1509 amino acids. The record is from RefSeq and is a predicted model, not a curated record. Gene Ontology annotation, cellular component: nucleus. The transcript is spliced from 22 exons. Gene Ontology annotation, biological process: DNA topological change; sister chromatid segregation; resolution of meiotic recombination intermediates.